AUGCUCGCGACGCACGGAAAGGAGGCGCUGAUCCAUGUCGGUCGUGACCUUGGCCCCGGCUCUGUCUUGGGACAUGCAUGCAUGCCUCCCCUUGUCUCUUUCCUCCUCGCCCAACGCGCAAAGUAUCUAAUUCGAUACCCAACCCGAAACCAGCGAGAUCGAAAAAAAUCCUGUGGGACUGGACGGAAGGGGCAGCAGGUCGAUGAACGGCAACCGAGGUGGGCGAGCGAAAAAAGCAUCACCAUCGUGGGCCUCGGCGGAUCGUCCAAUGGCAUCGUCGGCGUCGUGUCGAUCUGCGCGAAAGCUGCACCGUUCGUCAUCGGCGAAGCUGGGGGCGCCAUGUGGGUGCGCCGCUUGCGCGCUAUCAGACUCUCCGCGCGGCCCGGGUGCGGACCUGUUAGCGCCCUAACUCGCGGCAGGUAG
Drechmeria coniospora is the source of this 423-nucleotide messenger RNA. RefSeq lists its product as uncharacterized. NCBI's taxonomy places the organism in Eukaryota, Fungi, Ascomycota, Sordariomycetes, Hypocreales, Ophiocordycipitaceae. The record is from RefSeq and is a predicted model, not a curated record. The coding region runs from base 1 to 423 and encodes 140 amino acids. The transcript has a single exon.